UAUGUUAGACAAGUUUCAGACCUGACACAACUCAUCUAGAAGAAGUAAACUAAAACAAAGACAGGCCCGUGAACGUGGAGUAAAUAAAAAGAUAACGAGAAUCUCGGGAACCACUUCCAUGGAGUCUACACUCGCCGCUUUCUCAAUGGUCUCGGCAACAACGACGGCCGGAACAACUGGUCCUUCAUUGCCUCCCAUCACUAUCUCUAACAGUCACAAUUCCGGCGCCAGACACGUCCAUCCUCUAUUGCUCGCUCGCCGUCUUGGUGGCUUGGGAGCUGCUGUUGUGCCGGUGAACCGACGCCGUUUGCAAUGUUUUUCCACCUCAUCUCCGUCCUUCAGUGGCGGCGGUGCUGGAUUCGGCGGGUAUAGCGGCGGAAGCGGCGGUGGAGGCGGGGGAGGAUCGGAUAGUGGUGAUUCAAAGUCGAAAUUGGGUGCUGGAGCAGGUGAUGGCGGCGUCUCUGUUCCGUCUUCAGACAUCAUUGUUCUCAAUGUCGGAGGGAUGACAUGUGGUGGUUGUUCAGCAAGUGUGAAGAAGAUCCUGGAAAGCCAACCGCAAGUUGCUUCUGCUAGUGUUAACCUCACCACCGAGACAGCAAUAGUGUGGCCUGUACCGGAAGCCAGAAGUGUAACUGAUUGGCAAAAGACUUUAGGCGAGACCCUUGCUAAUCAUCUCACCAACUGUGGUUUUCAGUCCACUCCUCGAGAGGAAAUUCCUGAAGAUAUUGCACCUUGACAGUAUGAAAAAUUUCGCCAGCAGCAAUCACUAAAGAUAUGAUGAUUAAGAGCAAUUGCUAGUGAGGAAUGGAUUGUGAACAUAAGUUUCUGGUUCUUGUGGUAAUUUGUUGUCGGUCUCCUUUGUGAUAUAUUGGUUUAUUGGUUAUCAUAAGGCCAUGUAUUUAUCUUAUGUUUUCCAUUGAUGUCAUUCCUUCUCUGGACCAGACAGCAUAAUCUUGUUCUAUAACAAAACAAUUAGUGGUGUCACCUGAGGACCGUCUUUGUUAUCUUA
This is a messenger RNA of Brassica oleracea var. oleracea, 1009 nucleotides long. Its product is annotated as copper-transporting ATPase PAA1, chloroplastic-like. The transcript is spliced from 5 exons. The record is from RefSeq and is a predicted model, not a curated record. The coding region runs from base 119 to 736 and encodes 205 amino acids. Lineage: Eukaryota; Viridiplantae; Streptophyta; Magnoliopsida; Brassicales; Brassicaceae. Gene Ontology annotation, molecular function: metal ion binding.